AAUUGCAUCCAUGCAGCAAAGGGGCCAUCGGGCGCAUCGCCAGAGGCAUCCCAGUGGCAAAGGCCGUACAGCGCUUUCAGAUCCCGACAGGCAUGCGACCACGCACAACCUUGGGCGCGCGUCCGAUAUUCGCUACGCUGCCAACGACUCAUAGACGCACAGCCAUUGCUUCUCCUCUUUCACCAACUCUCCUCAUCCCCUUGACCUCUUUACCUGUCCCUCGACUCCAGUCAAAGGUUCAUCUUCUCACGACCCUUGUCUCCCCGUCGAGGAUAGUUCUCCUCUGUCACAAGACGUUGGGGGUCUCUGCUGCCCCUACACAUCACUUCAUCAUUCUGCUUUAAGCUGAAAGCCGAGGUUCUGUCGGCCCAUACGGUUCCGACGUAAAUUCAAUAGAUUCUUCGACGCUUUGGUCUAUCAAACUCGAUC
Messenger RNA from Microstroma glucosiphilum, 429 nucleotides. RefSeq lists its product as hypothetical. The record is from RefSeq and is a predicted model, not a curated record. The coding region runs from base 93 to 344 and encodes 83 amino acids. The transcript has 2 exons. NCBI's taxonomy places the organism in Eukaryota, Fungi, Basidiomycota, Exobasidiomycetes, Microstromatales, Microstromataceae.